Nematolebias whitei (Rio pearlfish) is the source of this 390-nucleotide messenger RNA. RefSeq names its product CYTL1 domain-containing protein. Lineage: Eukaryota; Metazoa; Chordata; Actinopteri; Cyprinodontiformes; Rivulidae. The record is from RefSeq and is a predicted model, not a curated record. The coding region runs from base 1 to 390 and encodes 129 amino acids. Gene Ontology annotation, biological process: positive regulation of transcription by RNA polymerase II. The transcript is spliced from 4 exons.
AUGUCGACCUUGAGCCACUUGCUGCUCGUGUCAUCCUUGGUGUCUCUGGCACUGAGCUUGCCUUUCUACCCGACAACAUGCUACUCCAAAGCUCUGAGCAUGAAGCGGGAGCUCACCCAGAUGGCAGCAGAUCUGAAGAGACACCCUGAAACUACUUACUGCAUGUCUCACAUGCCGGAACUUUACCUCGACAUCCAUAACGCUUGUGUGAUGUACAAACUGUGGAGCUACAUCUCUCUGGUGGAAGGUCUCCGACAGCGGCGCUGCGCCUACACCAGAGAAGUCAGGAAGCUGGAAUACGGACUGCGACAGCUCUUCAUCAUCUUGGGGGAGAAAUGUCACGGGGACUUGUUGUUCCGAGUGUUUGACUGUGCUGCCCUGGAGCGCUGA